AUGGCCAACCUGAACAAAACAGCGGAGUCAGAAGAGCUGCUCAGGACACGUCUCUGCCAAGCGCAAAUGAAGAGGAGAAUAGGCAGCGUGCAUGCUCUGCACCAACAAAGUACAUCCGCACAAAUAAAUUUUGACAAAACAGACCUGCUGCGUGUUCAGACCCCUCAUGAAGAUCCGCUAGUCGUCAGUUUGAUGGUUGCAGAGUGCCUGGUACGGAAAGUUCUGAUAGAUCCAAGGAGCAGUGCAAAUGUCAUACCUAAAGUAACGUUUGACCGGCUCGAGAUCAGGCCAGAAAAGCUCAAACCCACAGGAAAUCCGUUACUGGGGUUCAAUGGGAAAUGGGUGGAGCCCAUUGGUAUGGUGGAAUUGACAGUACAGGCUGUUGAAAGAGUUCUGACAGAGAGCUUUGUGGUCGUUGAAAUCCAUCCAUCUUACAACCUUUUGAUGGGAAGAGGGUGGAUACACAGGGUCCAAGGUGUUCCAUCAACUCUGCAUCAAGUGAUGAGGUGUUUAGGCCCAGAUGGAAACAGAGUGAUUGAUAUUCAUGGAGAUCAGGUCGUGGCAAAUGAGUGUUAUUCUUUAACCUUGAAGUCUGCUGGAAAGGGAAAAACACCCAUCCCGUCUGCUAGCCCAAGAUAG
This is a messenger RNA of Cornus florida, 639 nucleotides long. RefSeq lists its product as uncharacterized. The transcript has a single exon. The record is from RefSeq and is a predicted model, not a curated record. Lineage: Eukaryota; Viridiplantae; Streptophyta; Magnoliopsida; Cornales; Cornaceae. Bases 1 to 639 code for a protein of 212 amino acids.